Molecule: messenger RNA, 3950 nt
Organism: Cryptomeria japonica (Japanese cedar)
Lineage: Eukaryota; Viridiplantae; Streptophyta; Pinopsida; Cupressales; Cupressaceae
Product: pentatricopeptide repeat-containing protein At3g12770
Exons: 2
Coding region: 367-3411 (1014 amino acids)
Biological process (GO): RNA modification
Molecular function (GO): protein binding; RNA binding; zinc ion binding
Source: RefSeq, a predicted model, not a curated record
UGGGUUAAAUUUUGAGAUUCGAUUAGAUUCGUGGAACAUGGUUGUCUGCUAUCAUUGUGUUUGAGGGAUUUUUAAGACUGCAAAUAAAACGUUAUCAUCUUUCUGUUAAUGUUUAUUUGGUUUUGAAGGGCAGAAUGCUGUCAUCAGAUGGGGUGAGAAUCACCGAUCUACGAUCUUUCAGCGAUGUUCUCCAAGAUGAAGAGAGGAUUAAGAAAAUGACGGGAAUUGAUCUUUCUGAAAAUUUUGAACUGGAAGGACAUCAUCUCAUCUUAAUGGAGAGAUGUUUAAGGUUUUCAUUAAUUCGAAGCUUGCUAAUCACUGGCAAUGCCAUUGUGGUAGAAGUAGAGACUGAUUAACAAUCAUAAAAUGCCAUUCUCUACAUAUCUUCAAGUAUUGCAGAUCUGUAUUCUCAAGAAAUCGAUUUCACAAGGUAAAAAUGUACACUCUUUCAUCGCUCACAGGCAUUUUGCAUUUGCUUCUCGCGCAACUUUUCAUAAUAAGCUUAUUCACAUGUAUGUCAAGUGUGGAAGUUUGGUUGAUGCCCGUAAACUGUUUGACCACAUGGAGGAACGAGACGCCGUCUCAUGGAAUACGAUUAUUUCAGCGUACAGAAGACAUGGGUAUCCUCACGAGGCAGUCACACUGUUCCACCGUAUGCAACAAGCAGGUCUCCAACCCGAUCAGUUUACAUUUGCCAGUGUACUCACAGCCUGUACCAAAAUGGGAGCUCUGGAACAGGGUAUAAACAUCCAUAAAAGCAUAAAGGAUCAUUUAAUUUUGUCGGAUACUGUAGUUGCAACUGCCCUGCUAGGCAUGUACGCUAAAUGUGGAAGCAUAGACAAGGCACGUGAAUUGUUUGACAGAAUGCCUCAAAGAAAUGUGAUUUUGUGGACUGCAAUGAUUUCAGGAUAUGCACAAAAUGGACUUUUUGAAAAGGCGUUAGAAACAUUCAAUCAAAUGCAAUUGGAAGGUGUAAAUCCAGAUACUACAACUUUUGCCAGCAUCCUUCCUGUCUGUGCCAAAAUGGGAGCCUUAGAACAGGGUAUAGACAUCCAUCAAAGCAUAAAGGAUAGAGGAAUUUUGUCAGAUGUUGUAGUUGCAACUGCCCUCGUAGAUAUGUAUGCAAAAUGUGGAAGGAUAGACAAGGCACGUGAAUUGUUUGACAAAAUGCCUCAAAGAAAUGUUGUCUCAUGGAAUGCCAUGAUUGCAGGAUAUGCACAUUGUGGAUUGGUUGAUAAGGCUUUAGAAACUUUCAAACUAAUGCAGUUGGCAUGUGUAAAGCCAGACUCUGCAACCUUUGCCAGCAUCCUCCCUGUCUGUGCCAAAAUGGGAGCUUUGGAACAGGGCAUGGACAUCCAUCAAAGCAUAAAGGAUAGAGGAAUGUUAACGGAUGUUGUAGUUGUGACUGCCCUGGUAGACAUGUAUGCCAAAUGUGGAAAUAUAGAUAAAGCACAUGAACUGUUUGACGGAAUGCCUCAAAGAAGUGUGAUCUCAUGGAAUGCCAUGAUAUCAGGGUAUAAUAAAUGUGGAAGCAUAGACAAGGCACGUGAACUUUUUGACAGAAUGCCUCAAAGAAAUACAUUCUCAUGGAAUGCCAUGAUUGCUGGAUAUGCACAAAAUGGAUUUGUUGAAAAAGCUUUGGAAACUUUCAAUCAAAUGCAAUUGGCAGGUGUAAAGCCAGACUCUGCAACUUUUGCCAGCAUCCUCCCUGCCUGUGCCAAAAUGGGAGCCCUGGAACAGGGUAUAGACCUCCAUCAAAGCAUAAGGGAUAGAGGAAUUUCAUCAGAUGUUGUAGUUGCAACUGCCCUCGUAAACAUGUAUGCAAAAUGUGGAAGCAUAGAAAAGGCACGUGAACUGUUUGACAAAAUGCCUCAAAGAAAUAUUGUCUCUUGGAAUGCCAUGAUUGCAGGAUAUGCACAAAAUGGAUUUGUUAAAAAUGCUCUCGAAACUUUCAACCAAAUGCAAUUGGCAGGGGUAAAGCCAGACUCUGUAACGUUUACCAGCAUCCUCCCUGCCUGUGCCAAGAUGGGAACUUUGGAACGGGGAAUGGACAUCCAUCAAAGCAUAAAGGAUAGAGGAAUUUUGUCAGAUGUUGUAGUUGCAACUGCCUUGGUAGACAUGUAUGCAAAAUGUGGAAGCAUAGAAAAGGCACGUGAACUGUUUGACAAAAUGCCUCAAAGAAAUGUGGUCUCAUGGAAUGCAAUGAUUGCAGGAUAUGCACAAAGUGGAUUUGUUGAAAAGGCUUUAGAAACGUUUAAGCAAAUGGAAGUGGCAGGUGUAAAGCCAGACUCUGCAACCUUUACCAGUAUCCUCCCUGCCUGUGCCAAAAUGGGAGCUUUGGAACAGGGUAUGGACAUCCAUCAAAUGAUAAAGGACGGAGGAGUUUCAUCAGAUGUUGUAGUUGCAACUACCCUUGUAAACAUGUAUGCAAAAUGCGGAAGCAUAGACAAAGCCCGUGAACUUUUUGACAGGAUGCCUCAAAGAGAUGUCAUCUCAUGGAAUGCAAUGAUUGCAGGAUAUGCACAAAAUGGAUUUUGCAAAGAUGCUCUCAAAAUCUUUGAAUUAAUGAAGCACUCUGGAACAUGUCCUGAUAUUAUAAGCUUUGCUUGUGUUUUAUGUGCAUGCAGCCAUGCAGGUUUAGUGGAUGAGGGCUGUAAAUACUUCAAUCACAUGAGUAACGCUUAUUGCAUUACCCCUACAAUUGAUCAUUAUGCAUGCAUGGUUGACCUUCUAGCCCGUGCUGGCUAUCUUGAGGGCACUCUAAAUUUUAUCAUUAAGAUGCCAGAUAAACCUGUGGUAGUUGUGUGGAUGUGUUUUCUUGGUGCCUGUAGAUCACAUUUGAAUUUAGGCUUAGGAGUAUUUACAGCAACGCUGCUUUUUGCUUUGGAUCCUAAAAAUGCUGCAACUUAUGUUCUUCUCUCAAACAUGUAUGCAGAAGUGGGCAGGUGGGGAGAGGUCCAAAUGGUAAGGAAAUUAAUGAGAGAUGAAGGAAUUAAAAAGAUCCCUGGAUGUAGUUGGAUUGAAGGCCAUCAAAUGGUACAUGCUUUUUGUGUAGGAGACAGAUCACAUCCACAGACACGGGAGAUCUAUGCAGAAUUGGAGAAAUUGGCUUGGGAGAUGAAGGCUGCAGGGUAUUUUCCAGAUUCAAGACAUUUACUUAGUGAUGUAGAAAAAGAGGAAGAAGAAUUAUUUCUUUGCCACCAUAGUGAGAAGUUGGCGAUUGCUUUUGGUUUGUUAAACACACCCCCUGGUACAACUAUUAGAGUUGUUAAGAACCUUCGGGUAUGUGCUGAUUGUCACACUGCAUCGAAAUUUAUUUCCAAGAUUGUUGCAAGAGAAAUUGUUGUGAGAGAUGUGAACCGUUUCCAUCAUUUCAAACAUGGAGAAUGUUCUUGUGGAGAUUAUUGGUGAUGUUGUUGUGAGAGAUGUGAACCGUUUCCAUCAUUUCAAACAUGGAGAAUGUUCUUGUGGAGAUUAUUGGUGAUGCCAAAUGAAGUAAUAUGAGAAAUAAUCAUACACUAUAAUAAUGUGCAUCGUGUCAGACCUGCAGUAAUAAGGAAGGGGUAAGGGUAAGGUUUUAUUUGCAGUUCUUGGAAGUUUUAGUUCUAGUUUUGGUUAAGUAUUUAGCAAUCUAGAACAUGCUGUUGGCUUCAGUAAAUUAGAUGCAUAGAACACAAUGGAAACCACUACUUAUAUACAGUGUUGGGUAUCUGUCGAAGAUCUGUUUUAUUAUAAUAUUGACAUUUCAUUGAAUUAUUUCCAUGAAAUCUUUAUAGGUGCAAAAUUUAAAGGUGGAGGAUGUGGUGGGGAAAGGGCAUACAACUAUAGGUGAGGAACACUAAAAGUAAACAGAAAGAUGUUUGACCAGCAGGUAAUGGAAAAGCAGGGCUCACAACUACCCUUACUAUUUUGUAUAGUUCUUUUGUUUGGAUUAAGGAUAUUAUUUUUCA